Molecule: messenger RNA, 441 nt
Organism: Saccostrea cuccullata (small rock oyster)
Lineage: Eukaryota; Metazoa; Mollusca; Bivalvia; Ostreida; Ostreidae
Exons: 2
Source: RefSeq, a predicted model, not a curated record
UCGAGAUUGUUGCUCAUUAAUUUGAUUAAAUAAUUUUUGAUUAACUUCAUUAUUUGCCUUGACAUUUCAUUGUUCAUGACAUGUGAUAAAUGGCGUAUUUGAGACUGGAAUUAAUAAUUUUUGUCUUAACUGUGAAUGUGGUAUAUGCAUACGUACCGCCAAAAUUUUACUUGGAUGCAAUAUGUGGGGAAACACUCACAAUCAGCGGGCUACCCUCCAUUCGCCUUGACCUGACCCAGGACAGCAAGUAUAGAAAUAACAUGGACUGUACCGUCACUGUGAGCAAUGCCCCCGCCUCUACCAGCACCACCAACCAUAAUAGAAUCAUGAUUGUUGUCAGGAAGUUGAAUAUCAAGGGUUCCGUCUAUUAUGGCUGUGAUCCAGGUUACGAUCAAUUGUACAUUUAUGAUGGACCUUCUACCUCAUCAUACAAAGUACCAG